Athene cunicularia (burrowing owl) is the source of this 7306-nucleotide messenger RNA. RefSeq names its product protocadherin 7 (gene PCDH7). Gene Ontology annotation, cellular component: plasma membrane. Gene Ontology annotation, biological process: homophilic cell-cell adhesion. The coding region runs from base 113 to 2656 and encodes 847 amino acids. NCBI's taxonomy places the organism in Eukaryota, Metazoa, Chordata, Aves, Strigiformes, Strigidae. Gene Ontology annotation, molecular function: calcium ion binding. The record is from RefSeq and is a predicted model, not a curated record. The transcript has 3 exons.
GGCGGCCACCGAGUCUGUCCGACGCCUGCUGCGGCUGGACGAGACCUCGGGCUGGCUCAGCGUCUUGCACCGCAUCGACCGGGAGGAGGUGAACCAGCUUCGCUUCACUGUCAUGGCCCGAGAUCGGGGCCAGCCCCCCAAGACAGACAAAGCCACGGUCGUGCUGAACAUCCGCGACGAGAACGACAACGUGCCCACCAUCGACAUCCGGAAAAUCGGGCGCAUCCCGCUUCGGGACGGGGUGGCUAGUGUGGCCGAGGACGUGCUGGUGGAUACCCCCAUCGCCCUGGUGCAGGUGUCGGACCGGGACCAAGGUGAAAACGGUGUGGUGACCUGCACCGUGGUGGGCGACGUGCCCUUCCAGCUCAAGCCAGCCAGUGAGGGCGAAGGGGAGCCGCAGAACAAGCGCAAGUAUUUCCUCCACACCUCAGCCCCUCUGGACUAUGAAGCUGUCCGCGACUACAACGUGGUGAUCGUGGCUGUGGACUCAGGCAGCCCCAGUUUGUCCAGCAACAACUCCCUGCUGGUGCGGGUCGGGGACACUAACGACAACCCUCCUGUGUUCAGCCAGGCCGUGCUGGAGGUCUCCUUCCCGGAGAACAACCUGCCUGGCGAGAGGGUGGCCACGGUGGUUGCCACGGACGCGGACAGCGGUAAGAAUGCCGAGAUCACCUACUCCCUGGAGGCCUCACCCCUCUCCUCAGAGGCACCAGGUGGCAUUUUCAGCAUCGACCCCGACUCCGGGGAUGUGUCGGUGCAGGCGGUGCUGGACCGCGAGCAACGUGACACCUACGAGUUCCAGGUGACAGCCCGGGACAAGGGGGUGCCAUCGCUGCAGGGCUCCACCACGGUGGUGGUGCGGGUGGCGGACCGCAAUGACAACGAGCCGCGCUUCAUGCAGGAUGUGUUCACUUUCUAUGUGAAGGAGAACCUGCAGCCCAACAGCCCCGUGGGCAUGGUGACCGUGAUGGACUUUGACAAGGGCCGCAACGCAGAGCUCAGCCUCUCCAUCCAGCCUGGUGACCAUGACCAGGCAGCUGGCAUCUUCUCUAUUGAGAACGACACUGGAACAAUUUUCUCCACUGUCUCUUUCGACCGGGAACAGCAGACCAGCUACACUUUUAAGGUGAAGGCAGUGGACGGGGGUGAGCCGCCACGCUCUGCCACUGCCACUGUGUCCCUCUUUGUGAUGGACGAGAACGACAACGCGCCUACGGUCACUUUCCCCAGCAACAGCUCCUACACCGUGCUGCCGCCUUCCAGCAACAUGCGCACUGUGGUGGCCACAGUGGUUGCCACUGAUGCCGACACCGGUCUCAACGCUGACCUCAACUACAGUAUCGUGGGGGGCAACCCUUUCAAACUCUUUGAGAUCGACCCAGCCAGUGGCGUGGUGUCACUGGUGGGCAAGCUAGCCCCAAAGCAUUAUGGCCUGCACCGACUGGUGGUGCAGGUGAAUGACAGCGGACAGCCGCCCCAGUCCACCACUGCCCUGCUCCACGUCUUCGUCAAUGAGAGCCUGUCCAAUGCCACCGUGGUGGAAAGCCAGGUGGCCCGCAGCCUCCACACACCCCUAGCCCAGGACAUCGCCGGCGACCCCAGCUACGAGCUGAGCAAACAACGGCUUAGCAUAGUCAUUGGCGUAGUGGCUGGCAUCAUGACUGUCAUCCUCCUCAUCUUAGUGGUGGUCAUGGCCCGCUACUGCCGCUCCAAGGGCAAACAUGGCUACGAGGCUGGCAAGAAGGACCACGAGGAUUUCUUCACCCCGCAGCAGCAUGACAAGGCCAAGAAGCCCAAAAAGGACAAGAAAGGCAAGAAGGGCAAGCAGCCCCUCUACAGCAGCAUCGUCACCGUCGAGGCUUCCAAGCCCAACGGGCAGCGCUACGACAGCGUCAACGAAAAGCUCUCCGACAGCCCCGGUAUGGGGCGGUACCGCUCGGUCAACGGCGGCCCGGGCAGCCCCGACCUGGCCAGGCACUACAAGUCGAGCUCGCCGCUGCCCACUGUCCAGCUGCACCCGCAGUCCCCCACCGCCGGCAAAAAGCACCAGGCCGUGCAGGACCUGCCUCCGGCCAACACCUUCGUGGGCGCCGGCGACAACAUCUCCAUCGGGUCGGACCACUGCUCCGAGUACAGCUGCCAGGCCAGCAGCAAGUACAGCAAGCAGCCGUUUCGUAGAGUGACGUUUUCUGUUGUGAGUCAGCCUCAGGACCCGCAUCAAGGGUCAUUGCAGAGUUGCUAUGACAGCGGUCUGGAGGAGUCAGAAACACCAAGCAAUUCAAGGCCUCUACCAGAUGUAGCCCUGACAGGGAAGUGUACCCGAGAGUGUGAUGAAUAUGGCCACUCGGACUCCUGCUGGAUGCCAGUUCGCACUUCUCCUGAAAGAAAGCAGAAGAGCCAGCCAAAACUCUCCACUUUCAUGCCUGUUGAUGAACGGGGCAGUCAGGAAAAGCUGGCCAAUGGAGAAGCCUCCCUCAUGGGUGAUCGCAACAGAAACCUCCUUAACAAAAAGUUGACCUCAUCCUAUGAGACCUUCAGUGCGGCUAGUUUCAGCAAAAAUGAAGAAGGCAAUCCAGAGGAUAUCCCCCUUACACAGACAGGGGAAUACAAGCCAUCUCCUGUCAAUACUCUAACUAGAAGAGAAGUUUACCUGUAGGUUAAAAAGCAGCAACCAAGCUCUUUCAUAUUCUAAGAAAGAAAAGGGGCAAAAGUCUUAAAAUCAAAACAAUUUUAACAAAAAAUAAGAAACUAAAAAGAGGGGGCCACCAAAGAGACAAAAGAUCCGCCUGCCACUUCUGCCUCCAUAGCAGGCAUUUAAUUAUCCUGUCUGCCUGACUAUAAUGUACAAUGUAGAAAAUGUUGUUACUUGCAUGUCUAAUUCUCCCUCACUGAUUUUUAUUUUCCUAAAUCUACAGUUGCAAAUUCCUCCCAUAGUAACGAGCUUGAUUGAAAAGAAUACAACACACUGUUUUUUCCCCUCUGCAGAAGCAUGAGUUAAGCCACUCAUUUUGUUUGAUUGUCAUCUGGCUUGUUGAGGAUAACAGGUCAGGGAAAAUGUAUUCAAAGCAUCAUCUGAAUAUUGCUGAUCCCCACCAGGGACAAUCCUUCAGAAACCAUACAGUUAUAGAGAUAAAUAUAAAGGAAUAAUCAUUAAUAGGCACUUUGUGAAGACCACAGCUUUAAUAUUCUCACCUCUCAUCUGAGGCUGGAAGCAACAGAAAUACAUUCAGCCUGGGACUGAAGUCAGAAACAUGGCAUACUUUCCUAUGAUUCAUGAACUCUGGUUCUGUUUUAUCCAUAGAACAAAUGUGUUCUUGCUGUGUCUCUCUCCUUCUCUCUCUUUCUCUGUAAUGAUUACUGCAACGUAAACACAAUUAGUAACACAUAUACUGUAGGAUAGUAAUGAUAAACUGUUGAAAUCAUUAUUUUGGGCAAGACUAACAUCUAGCUGGAAAGAUCGUAAUAACAAAAAGGCCAAAGAUCACACAAUGGAUCAGGGGAACUGCUAAGUAUCGGGGCUUGGCUUAGAAAACCAAUAUAUUCACAAAACCACACAUGUACUCACAACACACCUUCAGUUACAUUUUGCACAGCAGCAUACUUCACAAGCCCAGAUGACUUUUUUUUUUUUUUUUUCCAUUCAGUUGAAUGCCCAAAGGAACUGAUGUGGGGUUUUUUGUAAUGACAUGAUAUGUUGCAGCAGAUGCUGCAUAUGAUAUGCUGCAUAUGCCAGUUCCAGGGAAAUUUUAAGAUCAAAAUUAAAAGUGAAGAGUAGCGAUAGGAGGCUGUGUUAAUGAGAAUGCUUGGUAGGGUGGAAAGGGUGAACAAUCGGAUGAUGCAGUGACAAGAGAAUAUUACAAGUCAAAUACAAAACCUUCUUUCCAGAGUGUAAGGAGUGAUUGCUAGGUCUUUUGUCAUCAGUGUUGCAGAUUACCAAUUGCUUCAAUUAUGUCAAGGAUAUAAUGAAGGUUUUCUUGAAACACAAGUGCAUUAAAACCAAGAGAAGUGCAAUACUAAAUGAUGUCAAGACUCAGAAUAUUUAGGCUAGGUAGAAAAUGGUACUGUGAUAAACAGUGGUAUGAUACUCACCUAGCAGGCGAAGGCGAGUCAAAAGGAGUCCAAGCUACUGUGAUAUGCAAGAGCUCUGGGCUGUAACAAUUCUCAAGGUGAACGCUUCUUGACAGGAAGAGGAAAUUAAACAGAUUUUUGUGCAAUAAAAGCAACAAAACAUGCAGAACUUCAACCAGUUGCUUUGUAGCUGAUGCUGUAGUAAUAAUGACAGACUGAGCUCAGACAUUCAGAUGAGAGCGACAAUCAAACAACACAGCAAGGACAGCUCAAGGAGGAAAGCAUUCAAAUCCCUGGCUGUUUAACCUGGCGUUAAGGCAUGACUAGAUGGCUCUUUAGUAUACUGUAGACACAAUGUAGCUUUGGGUAGUUUCUUGCUAUGAAGAAUUGCAUAGAAAUAACCUUAAACAGCCUAAUGUAGAGGUUGGUAAAUCAAUAAAACUCAUCACAUUUAUCUUUUGAAAUCACUUCUUCAUAUAGUGGGAUGUGCCAUAAUUGGCCAUUUUGUUCUCCUGAGUUUACUUUCUUCAAGUAACAUUGGUGUAUAGCAGUUACGAUGAAUGGGCACAUUUUAGAAAGAAAAUAUCAAAGAUUAAUAAUGAUUGAACAUUUUUAUGUUUAAUUAUUUAAGUAAUAUGGAGAGAUGCAAACUAGUACUUUGUUAUGAGACUGCAUACAGCAGUUACUGCUUUGUAUAAUCUGUAAGUACCUGUUUAAAAAUGCUUCUAAAAAUGCUUAUGUAAUGUAUACACAUUUUUCUUGCACGUUUCAACAGAAUACACAAUUGCAUAAGACGAAUGUUCAACAGAAUUUCCUUUAAUAAGAUUUUAUUUAAUAUUACACAGACACACACAAAAAGUUAGUAGCUUGGUUCCAUAUAUUCUUAGACCCUUUUUCUACAAGGCUAAUAAUACAGGUCAUAGAAGACCUUCAGAUUAAAAGGAUCAGCAGUCACUCACCAAUUUUUGCACCACAUAAGACAGUCAUUAAAUACUUUACUUGUGUGCAUCUCCUUAGAUCUAAAAUGGGUGUGAAAGAUUUUUUAAAAAAUUCUAUCUACUGUAAGUAUUCACAGUAAUUCUGGUGGAACUAGCCACUAUUAAUGUGCUGAUUACUCUUCUGACCUGGCAUGACACACAAAUAUAUUUUGUGUUUGUAUUAUUCCUCUUUAUUUGAAAUAGGUUAAAACUGGUGCCACUCCAUAAAUAGAGUGUUUUUGUAUAAAAAUAAACAAAUAAAACUAUAAAAAAUAAUUAGGGUGAAUGCAAAAUAUGCAACUGUGCCUUUUAUACCUAUUAUUAUGGUAAAGUGGUAGUUGGGUUUGGACACUGAGGGAUAAGGGGCUAUUCCCAACUUUUUUGAACCUGUAUAUUUACCUGUGUUUAUUUUCUGAGAAAUUAUAAAUAAUAUAUUUAAAAACAAGCCUUUUGCCAAACUCAGUUAAUGGACCAGUCUUAAGCAUUAUUAAUACAAGGCUGUGGUUUAAGUAGGUCUCGAGUAUUUUUUUUAUUACUAUUUUUGUGGAGUUUGGGAUUGUUUUAAUUUGUUUUUAAUUCUGCUGCCUGGAAAACUAUGAUCAGUCUAUAUUAUAGUUAUCUAGCAAGGUGUCACCAGUUCAUGUUGCCAGGAAAAUUGAAGAUUAAUUUUCUUAAUUGCUUUAGCCAUCAUCACAUUUCAGUUGUACAGUAUAGAAAUCAUCCUUUUAUUUCCUUCCAUGGGAAACUCAAAUGAGCUUUGCAUGUAUUUUACCAUUAGGGCACCUUUAUAGAUUGAUGCGUUAAUAUAUAACUUUAUAUGUAUUAGAAAAUUCAAUAGCUUUGAUCUAAAAUCUAAUGCUCAUUCUGGAUCUCAGAUCCAUUAUGUUUAUUCAAUAUGGUUUCUGACUGGCCUGCUGCCUGAGUUUCAGGAAAAAAAGUUAAACAUUAUUUUUAUGUGGGGGAAGAACUUAAAUGGGAUUGAAAUGAUUGGCUGAAAGGUUACCCUAGGAAGUUGUCAUUCAGGAAAACAAAGAAUAUUGUUAAAGACCUUGCCAUAAAUCCAGACAUCACCACCACUUGCAAGGAACAUGAACAACAAAAUACUUUUCCUUUUGUUUCAUUGGUACAUAUAUAGAGUGUUUCCUUAAGGAAUGAAGCAGAUGAAAUAGCAAUAGAAAUAAAAGUCCAUCAGUUAAGUUGUAUUACUGACUGAAGAGCAUAAACACAAGGAAGAAGACAACAUUCACCAGCUACCUGGGGUAUGUUUUCAGACAACUUUUUCCUAAAUUUUAAAGCACUUGCAUUCAGUGUGGUACGAUCUGUUUGUAAUAAUAAUCAUUGACUAUUGUUCUGCAACUUGGAUGUUGAUAGUGAAGCAGAGAAAAAUUUAUCAUUGUUUAUUAUGAGUCACUAUGCACGCAACUAUGCUAAACAUGGCAAAAUGUAUUAAGCGCAAGUCCACCUCUAUUUAUGAAAUAUUUACAUAAUUUAAUUUGCUUUUGUACAGUUUUAUGUAAAUAAAUUGCUUGUCAUUUUUGUCUCUGCAAAUUAAAAUAUAACAUGUUCAACUGGUUGCCCAUUUGCCAGUGUACUUUCUCUGACAGGCUAUUCCACUUUUACUGGAUGAAAUCACAUGCUAGUUUGCAUAUUUAACCUAUAUUUUGCAUGGCAAAGAUGAAAUUGCCUUUGUAAGUGGCUACAUCUUCAGCUGCUGAUACAGCUGAAGUUUUACCUGUCUGCAGAGUGACAUUCAAUAAAGAUUAUUGUCACUCAGGACAGCAUACAGCUAUUUUUGUGGUAGAAAUAAAGUACUUGUAAUGAUAGCAGUUGUUUCUGAUUACUGUUCAAAAGGGCUUCUUAUUAAGGUGUGUUUAAAACUUUCAUAUUCAGGGGAACAACAAACCCAACAAUUUACUUAAGAAUAAUCUUAAGGAAAAGCUCAGGUAUUUCCAUUAUGAAAUGACAAUUUUCUAAUUAUCAGCAAGGUUGCUAUUUUUUCCGAGAAGUUUAAAAAUAUUAACAAAUCCUAGUGUCAGUGAAGCAUAUAUGCUGAAAAGAACAACACAAUUAAUGCAGCAUUUCAGAACAAAAUGUAAAGUAAAAAAACCUCCAGUUCUUUCUAGCUGUGAAUCAAAUUAUCCAUCUCAGCAUAACUACAGAUCAAGAACAAACCCUUCUCAAGAAGAAACAUCUAAGAAGCAGAAAGAGUUUAUUCCUUAGCUGUCUGGAUCACACACUGCUUUUUGUUUGUUUGUUUGUUU